Messenger RNA from Canis lupus familiaris (dog), 1209 nucleotides. It is a transcript of the gene SUSD3, whose product is annotated as sushi domain containing 3. The transcript has 5 exons. Gene Ontology annotation, cellular component: plasma membrane. The record is from RefSeq and is a predicted model, not a curated record. The coding region runs from base 18 to 794 and encodes 258 amino acids. Lineage: Eukaryota; Metazoa; Chordata; Mammalia; Carnivora; Canidae.
GGCCGCCCAGCGCCGGGAUGCCCGGGGCGGCCGCGACCCCUCGCCGCAGGGCGAGGCCCGGGGACCGCUCGGGGGACGCCGAGCCCGCCCCAGGGAACCGCACAGGAACAUGCACGCACAUGCAGCCACCCCCGCGGGGCACCCUCCAGGUCGUCCGUGGCAACGGCACCUCUGUGGGGACUGUGAUCGUGUUCCACUGCCCCUCAGGCCACCAGAUGGUCGGGUCUGGCCUCCUCACCUGUGCCUGGAAGGGAAGCAUCGCCGAGUGGUCUUCAGUGACCCCCGUGUGCAAAUCCGUGCCGCCCUACGAGACCUUCGGCUUCAAGGUGGCCGUGAUCGCCUCCAUUGUCAGCUGCGCCAUCAUCCUGCUCAUGUCCAUGGCCUUCCUCACCUGCUGCCUCCUGCGAUGCAUGAAGAGGAAUGAGUCACCGCCUGACAGGGCAACCCAGCUGUGGCUCCAGCUGAGGGCCGGGGACCUGGAGACAGUGCCCGCUGCCUACCUCGACCUCAGGGGUCUGAACAGCGGCGGCGGCAGCGGCAGUGGCGGGGAGCCCAGGGGCUGGCCUGGCCAGGCGCACGACAACUACAGUUUUACCACAGACCUGGGUGAGGGUACCCAAGAGCUGGCUGGUACGGCCCAUGGCGUGGACAAGGACCCCUGGACCUCUGGUUGUCCUGCCGGCUGCCCCUGGGCCCAGGCGAUGGUACACACAGCAGACCUGGGGCGCACACCGCCGGCCUCCUGGGCCCCCGCAGGAACGUCCCGACAGCACAUGGCCUACGUCCCGGGGUGACUGGGGCAGAGUCCAGAGCCUGCCUGCCAUGCGGGGGGACCCGCCAACCCCACUGCCCAGCCACCCACCUCGACCUGCGUGUCCAGCUUGAGAUUGGUCAGCCUCCAGGUUUUGGGAGCCCUCAGGGAGCCGAGCUAGGGGCUCCGGCAGGGUGUCCUGUGCAGGGGAGCCCAGCUGGGCAGCUUCCAUAGAGGUACCCCCAGGUGAGCCCUAAGACCUGACUCCUUUGAAGACAGUGGGGGUGUUUUGCGCCAGGAGCAGGGAGUGCUGGCACAGCUCUGUGGGCUACCUUGUCUCGGCGCCUGGCCUGUGAACAGGGACCCAGCUGGGUGCCGCCUCUGCUCUCGGCCAAGUAGUCACGAGGGGACGGGGGUGUGUAAUAAACAGUUCUGAUCCUGGAAAAGGGAAGGUAAGA